AUAUGAGUAGCGUUGAUCGAGACUUGUUCAACUCACAAAUUGAGCCACCCACAUUCGUGAUAGCGAUGAAUGGGGACUCUAAAGAGCCUGAGAAAGAAGAGAAUGAGUUCAUAAAGAAAAUUGAGAAUCAAUCAAACGCUGAUUUUAAUUAUGAAGUGGGCUAUCCUUCAAAUUUUCCUGCUUAUAUGACGGAAAAUGGAAGAUUUCCCACAAUGAAAAUGGACACUCAGUAUGAUACUUUAAAUAAAGAAGCUGAAAGAUUACACUUACUUGCAAGACAGAAAGAAAAAGAAAGAAUGAUGUAUCAGAACGGUAGAAACUGUGGAUAUAGCAGUUCUUACCCUAACCAGUAUCAAGAACAAUAUUUUGAGCAAAGAGCACACCAGAAAGAGAGGGAGAAGAUGAAUGAAAAGAAUACAACUCAAGAACCAACCCUAACUCCUGAACGCUUCAUUCAACAGAUUAGUUCAGACUGGAGUGCAGUACCUGAUAAAAGAAAGGAUAAGAUCUUGAAGUCCUAUAUGGCAAAAUUUCUUCCCUAUCAAGUAGUUGAAGCAUACAAAGGAAGUACUAUUGACAAACCUUUCUGGGAUUGGUGAUUCAGUCUUUUCCCAAUAAACUCAAACUCUCAGACAAGGUUCAAGGAUUACAACGAAGUGUGGAUAGUGUUCUUAUUAUUCAAAAAGAAGUUCUGGCUUCAAUUCAGCAAGUGGUUCUAUAAUAGACGCAGAAAAAUACUUGAGGAUGCCAAAACAGACCAUAUGCGUACACGAUUAGAACCUUGAGACAAAUUCUUAGCGACUGUUAUAGAGUAUACUAAGGGAAGAUCAUUCAAGAGGACAGAGGAUCUGUAUGUAGCAUUCCUUACCUUAAUGGCUAAGAACUGUAUUAGUAAGGAGGACAUGAUCGAUGACAUAACUAAAGAGCUAGAAGAAGUGGAUGAAACCAUCCCUGAGUCUUAUAAGAAUAUAAAUAAAAGAUUCUUUACUUCAAAAUAAAGAGAAUAUUGAGUUUUUCUGGCAAAACCAUUUAAAGUUCUUCCAACAAGACUAUUAUGUCUUUGAAGGAAUAGAAUCUGUGGAGCAGCAUAAAGAACUUCCAGAAAUCAGAGAGCCUUCUGAAAAUGAGCAGGAUCAAGAAGAAAAUAAAGAAGUACAGAAUCAUCAUGAUGACGAACAGAAGAGAUUAGUCCAGGAGGCUCUUAAUACAUGUAACCAGAGAUCUCUGGAGAUGCAUAAAAGAGUUAAGGAAUUACUUGAUAAAGAGAAGGAAUUCUUGGAUAACCUCCCCUCAGAAAUCAUCAAAAGUCUCAAACCAGCAGAAGACCAGAACAUCCGAAUGAGUGAAGACUUCCUCUCAAGGGUGAUCUCAGAGGCCAGGCAUAAAUGGAUUGGAGAUUCUGAGAAUCCUGGAGCCUAAUCCCUCAACAAUUUCAGU
Moneuplotes crassus is the source of this 1437-nucleotide messenger RNA. NCBI's taxonomy places the organism in Eukaryota, Ciliophora, Spirotrichea, Euplotida, Euplotidae. The record is from the annotation of a GenBank genome assembly.